AUGUUUGAGCAUCGUGAGUUCAUCCUGCCCAGGAACCGGGAGACCAUUAUGAAAGUGAAGUUGGCCUCAGUUGGCUAUGGGGCUUUGGACACCUUGCCGAAGAAGUUUCUGCCUCCGAUGUUGGGCAAUUUUCGGGAAAAGUUCAACAUCCUCUACGCCCUUUGUGAGCAGCAGCUGAGUAAGCAGCGCCACUACGACUUUGGACUCCGCAACAUCUUGAGUGUCCUGCGCCAGUCGGGCAUCGUGAAGCGUAGCGAACCCGGGGAAUCGGACGAAGAGAUGCUCUUCAUGCGCACGGUGCGCGACAUGAAUCUGUCGAAACUCGUGGCAGAUGAUGUGCCACUCUUCAUGAACCUGUUGGAGGACCUCUUUCCAAAGGUCACGGAGACACCGGAAAUGAACUACAAGAGCCUGGAAGAGACGGUGUCUUGGCUAUCGGUCCCAUCUGAUCCAAGUAUCAUUGACAAGCGGAUGCGUAUCCGAGUGGUGAAUAUUACUGCGAAGGAACGGCUCACCCAGAAGGACCAUUUUUCCAUCGUUUGGCGUCCCAGCCUUUGUGGCAAGUCGCGGAUCAUGCAAACCUUGACUCAAGCUUUGACGGAGGAUAAGGAGCAACCUGCACCCCACAAGCUGGUGGUCAUGAACCCAAAGGCCAUCACCGAUGCUCAGAUGUACGGUGUGAAAGAUGCUUCCAGCGGGGCGGUGAUGAAUGGACGCCCGGAGUGUUGGAUGACCCGAUUCGCAUCCAUUUGGCAGCAGAAGAACAACCGCGCAUUGAAGUACAGCACUUGGAUCGUUUGUCCGGCCCCCAGUGAGGAUGAUAAGUGUGAUGGACCGAUUGAUGCGAUCUGGAUCGAGAAUCUGAACACGGUCUUGGAUGACAACAAGUUCGAAGUGGAAAGCCUGCGCAAUGCGUCCCCAGCCACUGCCUGGAUCCCAAUGGAGCCAUGGAGCUAUGGAAUGCCCCCAAUUUUUAUGAAAGGUUUGGUUUUCUUUGGAUAA
Messenger RNA from Cladocopium goreaui, 1002 nucleotides. The record is from the annotation of a GenBank genome assembly. Lineage: Eukaryota; Dinophyceae; Suessiales; Symbiodiniaceae.